AAGUCUUGGGUGGGUAGACAUCACACCCGGAAGUGGAGCGCCUCCGUAACGGAGAGGUGGCGCGACUGGCGGGCCCGAGGGUCCAGUUUAUUUUGGAGAAAGUCACUGCGUCGAACCUGAGAAGCAGGCUGUGCAGCUAUCGGCCGGGCUGACCAUGGCCCUUUCUGUGGAGACCGAGUCGCACAUCUACCGAGCUCUGCGCACUGCCUCUGGGGCUGCAGCCCACCUUGUGGCGUUAGGCUUUACCAUCUUUGUGGCUGUGCUUGCCAGACCUGGCUCCAGUCUGUUCUCGUGGCACCCCGUUCUUAUGUCUCUGGCUUUCUCCUUCCUGAUGACUGAGGCACUCCUGAUGUUCUCUCCUGAGAGUUCACUGCUGCGCUCCCUCUCCCGGAAGGUUCGAGCACGCUGCCACUGGGUGCUCCAGCUGCUGGCCCUGCUCUGUGCCCUGCUGGGUCUAGGUCUUGUCAUCCUGCACAAAGAGCAGCUUGGCAAAGCACACCUGACCACUCGCCACGGGCAGGCUGGGCUGUUGGCUGUGCUGUGGGCAGGUCUGCAGUGUUCAGGGGGUGUGGGGCUGCUCUAUCCCAAGUUGCUGCCCCGAUGGCCCCUGGCGAAGCUGAAACUCUACCACGCCACUUCCGGGUUGGUGGGUUACCUGUUGGGCAGUGCCAGCCUCCUGCUGGGCAUGUGCUCACUCUGGUUCACUGCCACUGUCACCGGUGGCGCCUGGUACCUGGCUGCGCUGUGCCCCAUCCUCACCAGUUUGGUAAUCAUGAACCAAGUGAGCAACGCCUACUUGUACCGCAAGAGGAUGCAGCCGUGAGUGCUCACCCACUGUUAGAAGCUGGAUCCGCGCCUCGGCACAGGACCAGGGCUGGGAACCCGCUGGACUCUCACAGCUCACUGGUCCCCUGGCUGACUGGUCAGGGGACGUUUCAGGGACUAGGGCACUCGGGUGGAUCUGUGACAGCUUUGUUCCUCCUGCUAGAGUGUCUCCUUCCUUGCUGUCCACCCAGGGGAGCAUGGAUCCUGUGUCUGGAUGAAGCCGGGGUGGCAGCAGUCUCCCCAGCUGCCAUACAGCUUAUAUUUGCACUGGUAUGUCCAGAAAUCAUGGAGGAAAAAAAAAGUAAAAUAAAACAAGCAAACUAACUCCUGAAAA
Molecule: messenger RNA, 1159 nt
Organism: Apodemus sylvaticus (European woodmouse)
Lineage: Eukaryota; Metazoa; Chordata; Mammalia; Rodentia; Muridae
Product: transmembrane reductase CYB561D2
Exons: 4
Coding region: 155-823 (222 amino acids)
Cellular component (GO): endoplasmic reticulum
Molecular function (GO): transmembrane monodehydroascorbate reductase activity
Source: RefSeq, a predicted model, not a curated record